UGAUGCUCUACUGUGUAGGUUUUCAGAUCUAUUAUUAUCUGGAUUUGUAAGUUUGGCAGGAUAUCCACAAAAGUCUGUAAGAUGAACUUAAUAGACGGAAACAAGGCAUUUCUAUUCGAAGCAGGUGCUGUCAGGAGGAAACACAAGCUUUCUGAUCCUGAAUGCUUGAUUCCAGUAAAGCGGAUUAAAGACAUUGAUUCUGACAAGGAAUUUAAAGGGAACAUGAUGCUUCAGUACAAGGUUUCCAUUGUUGAAAGUUGUAUGUUUGUGACUGAGUACCAACUUCCAUCUGAUAAACCUGUGAGUCUGGCCACCCGUUAUACUGAACCAGUGAUCAUUCAGAGGAGUAAAGUGCAAACUGAGAAAUACAGUCAAGAAUAUGUGAAGUCUGUGCACACUUCUGGAACAAGAACAGCAUCUGAACUGUUAUUAAAUGACAAGAAUCAGAGCAUCAGAAUCAACCAGUUCUUCAGUCAUGACAGUGAUGGAAACACACCGAAAACUGUGAUUCUCAGUGGAGAUUCUGGAAGAGGAAAAUCCUUCAUCUUACAGAAGAUCAUGCUGGACUGGGCUUGUGGAGAACUUUACAAUGAAAACUUUAGUGUAGUUUUCCGAUUGAAGUGGGAAAACCUGAAGUGUCUUUCUGAGGAGAUGAGCUUGACUGAGCUCUUGAGCAGGAGCUGUAGUUUAACAUCUGAUCAGAUCUUAGAGAUCCUAGAAUUAACACCAGAGAAAGUUCUGUUCCUCAUUGAUGGAGUGAACGUGUUUGAAUCUCAUCCAUUCACUCAAUUCACGUUACCACACACUGAUCCAUCCAAAAGAGCUCCACCUUUGGUUAUUCUCAGGAACCUGUUUGAGGGAAUCCUGCUGCCUCUGUCAUUCAGGCUCGUCACCUCAAAAUGUAUAGCUGCUGAUGUAGUGAUGAUAAAUCUCCUGAAAGGACCUCUGCGUUUCACAGAGAUUGAGGGUUUCUCUGAGAGAGGGGUGCAGGAGUAUUUCCAGAAGUUCUUUCAGGACGAGAAACUCUUUAAGAAGGCAUACGAGAGUGUGAAGACCAAUGAAACCCUCCUGACCACCUGCUCUGUGCCUUUGCUGUGCUGGAUGGUCUGUUUUUGUCUGAAGAAGGAUGCUAAUCAGGUGAUGACAGAACUAAAGACCACCACAUCCAUAUAUGUGCACUUUGUAUCGACUCUGCUGAAGGAUCAUCACCAGAGUCAGUCAAUGCUCAGGAGUCUUGGUCAGCUGGCAGAGAAGAACAGAGAAGUAUUGAUAAUACAGCAUGUCAGCUUUCAGAAGUUCCUCACAGCUCUUGAUUUCUUCCUUGAUAAAAAAGAUCACUGUUGGAAAACAGAAGACAGCCUGUCUACAGACAAAAUCUCAUAUUUAAUGUCUUCACCUCAUCUGCUGUUUGCCUGUGGUCUCUUAAAUAUUAAAGUGGACAGCCUUUUUUUAAAAAUGUGUGACUGGAAAGUUGACUGGAAGAUUGACGAGAACAAUCUGAAAAUAAAACUGCUUGAAAAAAUUUUAGCAAUGUCAAAGCAAUAUAGAGUUAAGUUGUUUGCUCUGCACUGUCUGUAUGAGCUCCAGGAUGAUGAGUAUACAAGGAUAGCUUUGGCAAGUUGGGAAUCAGUGGAUCUGUCUAAUGUUUUUCUGAGGAGCACAGACUGUUUGGCGCUGCGUUACUGUCUUCAGUUGUGUCCAAACAUCAGAUAUCUAAAGAUCAUGUACGAUGAUUUAACAGCUGAUAAACUCAAGAUUCUUCAGCCGGCACUCGCCCUGUGUGAGACUCUCAGCAGCUCGAAACAAAAGGUUUUGGACAAAGACGAAAAGCUGAGCACCUGUAACCCUGGAGCGUCUGCACUGGAUCCUCACUGUCAGUCUUGUGUUGACGUUGCUGAUUCAGAUCAGUGGGUUCAGGUGCAGCCAUCAGUCUGUAGAGAUGAAGAAGGCUCAGAGUUCAGGAUCAGCACUCCAGCGGGUCGAUUUCAGUGCAGCAGGACCAGAAUGCGAUGGGUCUGUGAUGGAGACGUCACUCUCCACUACCGGACAGUGGAUGGACAUUUCCUCAACGCAGAGCUGGAGAGACUUCAGUGUGAGCGAGUUGCUCCUGUGCUGGAUGUGAAUGUGAUCUCAGGGAAACUGGAGGAGGCUCAUCUGCCUCACUACAUGUGUUUAGCAGAGUCAGACCCUGCUCUCACCAGCGCUGUCAAGCUCCUCAGCAAGAGAGAUGAAGGAAUAUCUGUACAAUCUGUAGAGCUCAGCCGUUAUCAUGCUAAAAUAUGUCAACCGUCAUUCUCUCUUACAACUCUGAUUAUAAACUGGAUCAUGAAAUGGGAAGCACACUGUAAUCUUCUCCUCUAUAUGCGCUGUAGAGAUCCUCUCAUUCUUCAUGUCUAUUUUUUCCCGGUGAAUGAUACUUGCUCUAAAGAAAGAGUAGAGCAGAAUGAAAGAUCAAGUCUUCUGAUCAGCCACCCCAGACCUAACAGGCCAUUUCGGAUGAAAACUCCACAUCUCCUUAAAGUUCCCGGUGCAUCUGUCCAUCCUGUAGAGGGAAUUUCAUUCAGAACAGACUUUGAGCCAAACUUCUUUAAGGUCAGGAAGCUUCAGGACGAUGAUGUACAAAUGAAUCUCAUCAGAGAGGAAGACAAGGAGUCUGUGUGGACGGCCACUGUAUGGAAAGAUGAAUUUGUCCACUUAAAGCAAGUCCAGGAUGAGCCGCCACUGAACUCUGAGAUUGAUAAAAGUCUGUUUUUUGAUGCACACAGAUUGGCUUUCAUUCAGAGGGUUAUAAAUGUGAAGAGCAUUGCAGAUAAACUUCAUGAGCAGAGAAUAAUUCAUAAAGAAUUAUAUUCUAAAAUCAUACAGACUAAUUUGCCCAGUCAGGAGUUUAUGAGAGACAUCUGUGACUCUGUGGAUUCAAGUGGUGCGACUGCAAAAAGGAAAUUCAUUGUAAUUCUUCAGGAAGAAGAGCCCUGCCUCCUUGAAGAACUGAUGCGCUCUGAUUCAUAAUGACUUCUUAUGUUAAAACACAGUAAGUGCAGGGACAGACAGCAUGGAUUAAAUUGUAAGAUUAUAUGAGUAUUUCCAACAAAACUACUGUUGAA
This is a messenger RNA of Danio aesculapii, 3104 nucleotides long. RefSeq names its product NACHT, LRR and PYD domains-containing protein 1 homolog. Gene Ontology annotation, biological process: regulation of apoptotic process. NCBI's taxonomy places the organism in Eukaryota, Metazoa, Chordata, Actinopteri, Cypriniformes, Danionidae. Gene Ontology annotation, cellular component: cytoplasm. The coding region runs from base 82 to 3009 and encodes 975 amino acids. The record is from RefSeq and is a predicted model, not a curated record. The transcript has 6 exons.